Messenger RNA from Loxodonta africana (African savanna elephant), 428 nucleotides. RefSeq names its product cytochrome c oxidase subunit NDUFA4. The transcript has a single exon. Lineage: Eukaryota; Metazoa; Chordata; Mammalia; Proboscidea; Elephantidae. Bases 29 to 277 code for a protein of 82 amino acids. The record is from RefSeq and is a predicted model, not a curated record.
UUCCGGAUCUGAAGCCUCUGCCGCAAACAUGAUCCGCCAUGUCAUCGGUCUGGCCAAGAAGCACCCCAGCUUGAUACCGCUGUUCAUAUUUAUGGGAACUGGAGGUACUGGAGCAGCACUGUAUGCCUUGCAUCUUGCAUUGUUUAAUCCAGACGUCAGUUGGGACAAAAAGAAUAACCCAGAACCAUGGAACAGAGUGGCCCCCAAUGAACAAUACAAGUUCUACUCAGUGAAUGUGGAUUACAGCAAACUGAAGAAAGAAGGCCCUGACUUCUAAAUAAAAUGUUUUCCUAUAAAGCUGCUUAGAAUGAAGGUCUUCCAGAAGCCAUCCGCACAAUUUUCCACUUAACCAGAAUAUAUUUCUUCCCUAAAGACAUGAAAUCAUGUUGGUAUCAUGUUGGGUUUACACUGAAUAAUAAAUAAAUAAA